GCCUAAGCGAGGGUGUUGUUUCUAAACUUUUAGUUCUAAGUCAAAAGGUCAAAAAUGGCAGCUGGUCUUUUAAUAAUACUGAAAUUUGCUUCAAUUUUAAAAUCGUAACAUAUAUGGUGCUUGAUGAAAUAUUACUGUAACAGCAAAACGCUUGCCUUAACCCUUAAAUAAAUUGUAUUUAAUAAGUGUUUUAGUGUCAAUAUGAAGAUAAACGCUGUCAGAAUGACAACACCAAUUGAAGAAAAAGUUGAUCAAAAAUUGAAAGUUAGAACCGGAAUGGUCAGUGUCAGUGAUGGAAAAAGUAGACCAAUUCCAGUACAACUUCAUCUAUCCAUGGAGGUUUUACGGUUACAGAAAGAAGAACCACUACCUCCAGAAGCUAAGCCUCAGAAUCUUAAUGCUAAGGAAAGAAUGGUUCAGAUCAGGAGGCAAAAGAUUGGGGGACUUGGGCUUAGCAUCAAAGGGGGAGCUGAACAUAAACUCCCUAUUUUAAUCUCUCGAAUCUACAAAAAUCAAGCUGCAGAGCAGACUGGGGAAUUGUUUGUUGGGGAUGCUAUUAUAAAAGUGAAUGGUGAAUACAUAACAGCUUGCCCUCAUGAUGAUGCAGUUAAUAUACUGAGAAAUGCUGGAGAUCUGGUUGUUUUAACAGUAAAACAUUAUAAAGCAGCUACUCCGUUCUUACAAAAACAAGGUAUAUACAUUUUAUGUAAUCACAGAUUUUAUAUUUUUUAUAUCUACCAAUACAAUAUGUGCCCUUACUUCUUUGGAACAUCUGGCCCCCUUAUCUCUUCCAGUCCAUAUUAACAUCAGAAAAUAACAAAGUUUCAUCCAGAUCAUCGAUUCCCACAGAUUCUGAGGAUACAUCUUAAUAGCAGUAGAACUUUGCCUUGCUAAUUUGUCAUUUUUAUCUGUUGUUACAACUGAAUGAAAUUUGAUACACUUCUUGUUUUCACCGAAAUAUGAGUUUUCAUGGAGACUGCAGAUACACAAAGAUUUUUAAAAUUUCCUCACAAUAUAUAUUAUAAUAUCCAAAGCAAAUGGCAUACAGAAUGUCCAUUCUCAUUAUGUGUUGCAACAAGUGAUCAAAACCUGGCGUGCAUUAGUAAUUUGAGGCACUGAAUUUGAUUAUGACUAAUGUCUAUAGAGUCGCGGGGCGCUGCAUUUGAAAAUGGACUUCAAAAAAACUAUCGUUUGCCGAAUUUGAGGUAUAAAGUGAGCUGC
Messenger RNA from Acanthoscelides obtectus, 1221 nucleotides. The record is from the annotation of a GenBank genome assembly. Lineage: Eukaryota; Metazoa; Arthropoda; Insecta; Coleoptera; Chrysomelidae.